This is a messenger RNA of Nilaparvata lugens (brown planthopper), 1841 nucleotides long. It is a transcript of the gene Swip-1, whose product is annotated as EF-hand domain-containing protein D2 homolog. The coding region runs from base 113 to 709 and encodes 198 amino acids. The record is from RefSeq and is a predicted model, not a curated record. Gene Ontology annotation, molecular function: calcium ion binding. The transcript is spliced from 4 exons. Lineage: Eukaryota; Metazoa; Arthropoda; Insecta; Hemiptera; Delphacidae.
UCGAUUUGUUCAUUCAGUUCAGUUCAGUCGCAGAUCAGUGGUGGUUGCAGGCAGACGUGUCCUUGUGUUGAAUCGUGUCCAAGCAAGCAGAGCAGCAGACGACAGUCGAAACAUGCCGGCCGACCAAGAACUCAGCUCUAUCCUGAACAGGCGUCAGGCCAUCAACUCUGCCAUCGAAGAGGGCAAACAAGUGACGCCUGUUUUCAAGAAAACUGGAAACAUCUAUACCGAGUUCCACGAAUUCUCCAGGAAACAGAUAAAGGAGUACGAGAAGGCGUUUAACAAAUAUGACUUGGGCCGAGAUGGAUAUCUGGACUUGGAUGAGCUGAAGAGAAUGAUGGAGAAACUGGGCGCACCACAAACUCACCUUGAUCUAAAGAACAUGAUAAAAGAAGUUGACGAAGACCAGGAUCAGAAGAUAAGUUUCAGAGAGUUUCUGUUGAUCUUCCGUAAAGCCAAUGCUGGUGAAUUGGUGGAAAAUGAUGGAUUGAGUCAACUGGCGAAACGAACAGAAAUUAAUGUUGAAGAAGUAGGUGUGAACGGCGCUAAAAACUUCUUUGAAGCAAAGAUUGAAGAAAUGCGAAGAGGCAGUAAAUUCGAAGAUGAAAUACGGCAAGAACAAGAAGAGAGGAGAAAAGAAGAAGAGGAAAAAAUGAGGAAAAUGAUGGCAUUCCGUGAAAAGGCAGCAAUUUUCCAAGCAAGCCAUUGACCACCAGGCUUCCAUGAUCUGAAUGUCACUUCAUCGUUACCACUUCUGCAAAUAAUCUCUGCAUUAAUACCGUAAGAACACUGUCAAUGUUGAAGUGAUGAUAUAGCCUACUUGUAUGGAUUCUAUGCGGCACAUAUUCAGUGAUCUCUAAUUUAGUUGUUGCUCUUAUUUUCAUCAGAUUAUGAAUAAGAGGCAUGUAAACGAUUUAUUCAGAAACUUUCAAACAGUUGUAAUUUAUACUUCUGUUAAGUAUACGUCAGCGUUUAGUAUAAUUUUGUUAUUUGAAGUUUGACUAUGGCAUUAAACAAGUAGAUGCUACAAUAUUGUAAUUAUUUUAAUUUGCAUUCUUGUAUAUAAAUACCUCGGCUUUUCUAGAACAGGUAGUUGAAUUUAUCAUUGAGUAGGCAACACGAAUAAACGUCUAGCUCUCACGCACACCAGAAUUAUUAUUCCCAAUUCCGAGUAUGCUAUAUUUAAUAUUCUCAUGAAAAGUAUUCAACUCAUGUUGAAAUAAUUUCCUUUCAUUUUGUUCUUUCUACUUAUUGUUGAAAGUACUAUGAGUGUUCAUAAUUAUUUUUCAAAAGAGUUGAUUAUCAACAAAGUGAUUAUAAAGUGUUUGUUGAGAAAAGCUUGAGGCAUUGCAAGAGUGCGCCAUUGUUUGCGCAUGUAUGUUUUAUUGUGUUUUUAUGUGCAAUCUGUAGAAUUUCGGUUUUUAUGAUAAAUAAAAACAUUAUUGAUUUUGAGAGAAGGAUAAACAAAUCUGUUUAAAAUUAAGAAAUCAGUAAUCUCACUUUCAUUAGUCACAGAAAUGUUUUACUUUUAAAGCUUGAGAAAUGAAUAUGUUGCUUGUUAUUUUUUUGUAAGAAAACUAGUUUCUAUAAGACUAGUAUGCUGAUUGGAUCGAGUUUCAUAGAAAUGUUCUUUGUUUUAACCUAUAUUUUUUCUUGUGAAAAUCAAUUUUUAGGAAAACAUAGUGUAUGAGCCACGUGCCUCAGUAUUAAGAUAUAUUUAUUGUGAUAAAUCUAAAAUUAUUGUUUAUUCUUCUUAGAAGUAAGAUAUUCCUAAUCUUGUAAGAAAAUAUUUUAAUUACUAAAUGUUAAAAUACGUAUCAAUAAAUAGAUAUUUUUCCUAA